CUGUAAUGAGCCCCGUGCCGAGCCGUGUGCAUGUAAUUAAAAGGCACACCAUUCAUCUGGGAGGAAGGGAGUCUCCUUAAUCUGCGUCAACCCACAUUCUCGCCUCAGAGGAUUCGCCGGCGCGGUUCCGCUCGCCUCCCAUCGCUUUGGCUGCUGGGUUUAUCCUGCGUCCUUUUAUUUAUUUUUUUUAAUGCAUGUGCACAUCUAGGUGGGAGCAGGUGCAGAGCCAUGACCCUUGCACGUGCCUUUCAGCCUUUCUUCAUUCGAGGAAGUUGCGCUCUAGGCGCUCGCCGCCUUGUGUUACUUUUUGCGUGUUGACUUCUUUCUUUUGUGCUGCAGUUCCAUUUUUGAGGCAGGAGGGAACGCGUCGGCGCCGUGCACCGGUUUGUGCGCUGGUAUGUUCCCUUGGCAGAGCACGCUGACACACCUCCGUGUUUGUGCAGGUCUCGUGGAUGGGCCACAGCUUGCCUGGCCCGCAGUGUUCAGCUUCAGUGUUUUCUGUCUAAAUGAUAGCACGUUCAGACCCCUUUGUUGCAGAGAGCGGACUCUCGUCUCAGUCAGUUUCCUUUAUUGUAAUGUUUCAUCACGGUUGAAACACAGCCGGCCCUUAAUAUAACAUGUCUCUCAUCCAGUGUUUGAGCGCUGGCUCUAUUUGGGAGCUUAAUAACCAGGGUGAAAGCCAGUUCAACUUCAGAGCUAAGUUGAUUAACAUCUCUUGUGUAAACCAUCUGGCCCAACAUCUGUUGCCUCAGGCCUCCCGCUGCAUUAAGACUCCAGCUCCAGCAUCGGCAACAGAUACAUACGGCGCCCUCCAGAUAUGCUCGCCGUGUGUUUAUGCGGUAUUUCAGAGGAGCUGGGAUCAGAUCUAGUUCGUGUUUUGGCCACGUCUCAUAGCAAAGACAGACGACUGUCUGCACUUGCUCUGAUCGAGACGGAGCUGAUGUUGUUUUUGUAGCGUUUGCUUCUAAAACUGUGUAGACCCCGCUCUAAAAAGGGCGACAUGCAUAACACCUUGUCUUCCUGUGUUGCGGGUGAUGUCAUUCAAAUAAAAAUGACCUGUUCUGGAGAAACUCUGUGAAACAGAAGCCGCUGCGUUUCAAACACAGGAAAACCGCUUCGAAUAAAUUCGCCACCUCCUCACUUCCCCUUCCACUCAACCGGAGGAUGAACUUGAAACUACCUGUCGGGACGCUGCUGCUUUGAAGGUUGCUUCGAAGGAUGCUCUGCUGGCGGACCUUGAGUCCACAACAUCCCAUAUUUCCAAGCGUCCGCUCUUCCUGUCUGACGAGGCUGCUUACUCCUUCCCUGUCGAUGGUCAGUCCCAGCCCGACGUCUGCUCUCCACCCGCACAUUUUGAGCAAACUCUGAACGGCCUGGAUGAAACCGAGCCCUUCAGCUCAGCUCAGAGAAGUCCUUGGUCACGAGACAGCACUAGUCCAACCCAACCCAUUGGGGAAGAGGAUCACGUCUACAGUUUUCCUAAUAAGCAGAAGAGUAGUGAAUCAUCAGCUGGUGCCAUGAACUCGUCUAUGGGCAACAACCUGUCCGAGCUGGACCGCCUGCUGUUGGAGCUCAACGCUGUCCAGAAAAGCACCCCUGCCUUCCCUACAGAAGAAGAGGCAGCUCCUCCACUUCCUGCCAGCAGCGUCAUCCACCACAUCCAGGAGAACGGUGUGUCCACAGCAGGCAAGGCUGCUCCGCAUGCGCAGGUGAAGCCCAAACGGGGCGCAGCAGCAGCCCGUGGAAUCGAAGAUGUGCGACCGAGCGUAGAGAGCCUGCUAAACGAGCUGGAGAGCUCAGUGCCCACACCGAAUCCCACACCUUUGGUGGUGACCGAUGAACAAACAGAGGAAACACCUGCACAGCAGCAGGUCAGAAUGUCUGCUUCCUCCGCCACACGAGAACUAGAUGAGCUGAUGGCCUCCCUCUCCGACUUCAAAGUCCAAAGCAAUUCUGGCUCUCAGUUGUCCUUAAAUCAGGAGGCAGUAGACUCCUCACUUGUAGCCAGUUCUCCAGUUGUUGAAAGAGAAGCCAACCCUUCUCUAAACACUCAUAUUGGUUCGGUGGAUACUUUUCUACCCUCCAGUUACACCCCCCUGUCCUGUACAUCUGUUCCACUUGAACUUCAUAUUGAUGAGGAUGGUUGUUCAGCCACUGGUUCCACUGUGAACUCUGUAUCCUCCAAGCACUCCCAGAUCCAAAAGAAAGAGGAAGGUGGGGGUGUCACUUCUGAGGUCUCCAAUACCCAAGAGUCUUCUUGUCCUGCUAAAGUCAACAACUCCCCACAGAUGUUAGUCCCUAAAGUCUCUACCAGUAAACUCUCACAACCACCAGAAAAGAGUUCAAGUCCAGUUACAUUCGGCAGAGAUUUGAGUUCAGGCCCCUCUCCCCGAAGCUUUAGUCCAGUGGUUGUUUCCAAGAGCCCCAGCCCCGUCACGCUUUCUAAAAGUCCUAUUUUUAGAACCAAGAGUCCUAUUCCACCUCAUCUCAAAAGCUCCAGUCUCAGCCCAGUUUCCACUAGUCAUAGUUUAGAAACACCUGCCAAGAAUGACGGUUUAGUGACACCGCCCAAGAGUUCUAGUCCAGUCACGGUUCCAAAGAUUUCAAGUCCGGUACCAAAAAGUGCAAGUCCUUUGACGAUACCGCAUAGUUCAAUAACCAUCCCAAAAAGCCCUAGUCCAGAAUCUGUUCCCAAGAGUGCCAGUCCAGUGUCAAUGCCGAGACUUUCAAGUCCAAUUCCGAAGCUUUCAAGUCCUGUGACAGUCCCUCAUGUCUCCAGUUCCCCUGUACCCAUGAGCUGCAGUCCAAUAACAGUUCCAAAGAGUGACACUACACUUCCUAAGAGUCCUGCUCUAGUCGUUAAAAAAACAUACACAGUUCCAGGCACUAGUAGUCCUAGAGCUUCACCAGUUUCACAAGGCACCGCACUGUCAAGACGCCUGUCUCCCCCAACCAUAGAAAAAAAUGAAGCACUGGAUCUAACAUGGCCAUGCAGGGAACCCUUAUUGGAUGAUGCUUUAGACAAGCUCUUAUUCCCUGACUCCAACCAGCCAGCAGGUUCUGUUAUGUCUGGAAGUGAAGACAGAUUUUGGGAAGAAGAGGAUGGAAUGUACCCCGAACUCAGCCGGGAGGCAACCUCAACACCCAUGACCGAGUCCAGUUGGAUAGAUGAGUGUUUCACCCCUUCCACCUGCCCUGGAACACCAGACGCAGCGCUGGACCUGCCCUUACAGCAGCCCUCUGCCGUGGAGCGGCUAUCGGCUUCUGGCCAACUCAAGUCCGUCAUCCGCCGCACCAAAGAGACGACCAACGUGCAUCCGAUGUACAGGGAGGGCCUGUUGCGCCGCAAAAUGGGCCCGAUUAUUGUCAACAAGAGCAACUCUCAAGACCGACUCAUUGAGGAGCUUCAGGGGAAGUUGGGCAUUGGGCGAGUGGAGCGCCGGCGUAAACAGCAGCCAGAUGAUUGGCUGACCGAGGGAGUGAUCGUUAUGUCCAACCCCCAGCGAACACGUGAAGAAGGGGCACAGCCAUCUGUGGAUAAGAUCAUCAUCCCUCCUGAGUCACCUGCCCCACAGAGAAAAAUCCUGCCCCCUCCACAAUCUCCCCCAGCACCCAAAAAGCUUCCCCCAGUAAAGCAGGCCCCUCCGCCUCUACCUCCUCCCCCUCCGACCCCCCCAACGCCUCCACCCCCCCGAGAACCUACCCCUCCACCUCCUAAGGAGCCUUCUCCUCCUCCCAGGGAGCCCACGCCUCCCCCUGUCCAGCCCUCACCUAGCCCCCCUCCCAAGCCUAUCACACCACCACCGCCACCAAAGGUCUUUGUAUCAGUGGAGUGUCAGACUGAGUAUGACCCCAUCUUCCCACCUCUGCAGAUCCAGUCACAGGGAAAGACGUCUCCCACACCUGCCCCGAAACCUGCCAACAAGCUGGACAACAUGCUGGGAAGCUUGCAGUCAGACCUCAACAGACUCGGAGUCCAGACUGUGGCUAAGGGUGUUUGUGGAGCCUGCAAGAAACCUAUUGUUGGACAGGUGGUGACUGCCAUGGGCAGAACUUGGCACCCCGAGCAUUUUGUAUGCACCCACUGCCAGGAGGAGAUAGGCUCCAGGAACUUCUUUGAGCGGGACGGGCAGCCUUACUGUGAGACAGACUACCACAGCUUGUUCUCACCACGGUGCCACUACUGUAAUGGACCCAUACUGGACAAAGUUGUCACUGCUUUGGAAAAGACUUGGCACCCAGAGCACUUCUUCUGUGCUCAGUGCGGAGCCUUUUUUGGACCCGAAGGCUUCCAUGAGAAGAAUGGAAAAGCUUACUGCAGAAAGGACUACUUUGAUAUGUUUGCCCCGAAAUGUGGUGGAUGUGCCCGGGCUAUCUUGGAGAAUUACAUCUCCGCUCUUAACUCUCUCUGGCACCCUGAAUGCUUCGUAUGCAGGGAGUGCUUCACGCCGUUCAUCAACGGGAGCUUCUUCGACCACGAGGGUCAGCCGUACUGCGAGGCGCACUACCACGAGCGCCGGGGCUCGCUCUGCUGCGGCUGCCAGAAGCCCAUCACCGGCCGCUGCAUCACAGCCAUGGGCAAGAAGUUCCACCCCGAGCACUUUGUGUGCGCCUUCUGCCUAAAGCAGCUCAACAAGGGCACCUUCAAGGAGCAGAACGACAAGCCCUACUGCCACGGCUGCUUUGUCAAGCUCUUCAGUUAGGCCGCGUGCCUGUGUGUGGAUGCGUUGGUGGUGUGUUUUUCUGAGACAGACGGCGUUGAUCCACAGGUGGCCGCCGUCAUGACUCGCUGUCAGCCGUAGACAGCGAAAUGACUUUGAUGGCUGUCCCACCUCUCAGGCUUGGCAUUUCACACUUUUGCUAAAGACAUUUUAAAGAGACCCCAAAGAGAUUUUUAUUUAGAAUUCUAUUUGUCUGUGCAGCAAAAGGAAAAGAUGCUCAUUUCCCUUAUGUGUGAGUAUGUUGAUAAAUUGAGGCAACCAAUCCCUGGUUUGUCAUUUAUUUUAUACCAGCAGUGCAGGGAGAGGCCUGCCGACGCUGAAAUAGUCCCGUGCAGAUGUGAGACAGCUGCUUCACUGCAUGGACCAUGGAGAGUUGACUUAAGUAGUUUGAAAAUAUGUUGAGUGUUAAAUACCAAGUGCUUGGCAAUGAUAAGACAGUAGGUAGUAAGACACAGAUGUAUUUUUAUAGCUACCGAAACUAUUGAGGUGCCAUAAAAAACCUAUAAAAACCCACACAUACACAGAGACAUUAAACUUCUCCACUGUAAAAUACCUGUGAAUCCAUUUGCAUUCUCCAACCACACAUCUCCAGACCAGACCGUCUUAAGGUGCAUUUUACAAGUUCGUGUCAUCAAGAUAUUAUUUUUCUACUCUUUUACUACGAAGAUGAAAAAUUAAUCCAGAUGCUUUUUCAGUUUUAACAGUACAUUCACACUUCUUCUUUAGUGAUUUUUUCUAUUGGUGGAGGAAUAUCUCAUCAUGUAGCAAUUUAGGAUUUUAUCACUUUACUACUGUAGCAUAUUGAAAUCACUCAAAUUAUGUUCAGCUCGACUAAAAAUAAUAACGUGCUAUGGUUGUAAAUGCUGAACAUUUGGUGCAGUUUUGAUAAAAUUAGCUAAAACAAAGUUAUUUAAAGGAAAAUUUUUACUACUGUAUUUUACACAAAUAAAUUCAGAAUCAUUGUAAUUAGCAUUACUGACCCUUGAGUUCAACAUGUAUUUUCAUAUUUAGCUGCUAUGCUUGUGAAUUUGCCACUGCAUUAAAUCCUUUAGGACAGUUGGCACAAUGUGUAAAAAUCUAAACAGUAGCGUCAGAUUAAAAGCAUGCGUCUUUAGUUUUCAGUUGCAGAUGCUGUUACAGUCAGAUAAAUUUGUACAAUCCUCAACUUGGCGACAAGACUGUGUUUUGUCACUGUUUUGCUAAGCAAUCAUGUUUUUGAGUGUUCGGGGCUCAAAAGAAAAGAGCUGGCUCUGUUGACGUGUAGGCUCAAAGUAGUUGACCCUCUAUUUACCCACACCCUAUUCAGACCACUUCUGACUCCGGUGCUUCGGGCCUUCUGAAUCUUUUUACGAUUAAUCAUAAUUAUGAUCCUGCUGUCAGAGUCAGUAUUGUUUCUUGGCUCAGUGAUGUGAACUGAAUGUUAGUGUUACCUGGUCAGGAAUCAGAAUGCAACACCAAGCCGAGCCUAGAAUUUCACUAGUGACUCAUUUUAAUGUUUAAACCUGUAGCUUUGUUUGCCAGGUUCAGUAUAUAUAUAUAUAUGUGUAUUCUUGUUUUGAACAAUAUUGCUUGUCAUUAAUUUUGAUCAACUUGUGUUUGAACGUAAUCCACCAUAAUGCGUAUUCAGAUUGUUUUUACUUGAGAAAGUGUUUUUUCUUGUGCCAAAUGUGUCAAUGCAAUAAUGUCUUGUACACUGUGGAGUUCAGCUUUUCCUGUGAUCUCGCAUUUUUGGGGCUGAGCUCUGGGAGCGGCUUCACCUGCUGUGGUGCAUCCUAAGUCUAAAACCUUACACUGUAAUAGAUGACUCUGUAAGAAUCCUCCAAACUGAGCAAUUCUACACACUUGUAGCAGCUUCACAUUCAAAGGAAGCAGCUCAGGGCACCUGAACCAGGUAUCGUCAGUUUCUCCCGUGUAUAUGUUUCUUCUGACAAUAUCUUGCCUUAUUUUUUUUUUUUGCUUCUAUCAAAGAAUUUAUGAAACAAAAGCCGGAGCAUUUUACUGGUAAUGAGAUUUAGUGCAGGUUGCUUUGUACAGUCUUGUGGUCAUUUACCAUGUGCAUUUUACCAUGAGCCUUGAAUUGGUGCGUAGGGUGUAUGAAUACGUGGUUAGUGAUUACUGAUGGAUUGUCAUGGCUGCUGCAAAUAAAACAAGUACUUUAUUUCUGA
Molecule: messenger RNA, 6886 nt
Organism: Betta splendens (Siamese fighting fish)
Lineage: Eukaryota; Metazoa; Chordata; Actinopteri; Anabantiformes; Osphronemidae
Product: paxillin-like
Exons: 14
Coding region: 1518-4703 (1061 amino acids)
Biological process (GO): substrate adhesion-dependent cell spreading; transforming growth factor beta receptor signaling pathway; endothelial cell migration
Source: RefSeq, a predicted model, not a curated record